Lasiodiplodia theobromae is the source of this 2730-nucleotide messenger RNA. Its product is annotated as putative sterol glucosyltransferase. NCBI's taxonomy places the organism in Eukaryota, Fungi, Ascomycota, Dothideomycetes, Botryosphaeriales, Botryosphaeriaceae. The transcript has 6 exons. The record is from RefSeq and is a predicted model, not a curated record. Gene Ontology annotation, biological process: carbohydrate metabolic process. The coding region runs from base 1 to 2730 and encodes 909 amino acids. Gene Ontology annotation, molecular function: UDP-glycosyltransferase activity; hexosyltransferase activity.
AUGGCGAGCAGCAGUAACGCAGACAUUGGGUGCCCCCCUCCAUACAACGAGGUGGUGGCCUCUGGAGACGUCGUACUCGACAGCACCAACGUAGCAGACGAUGGACGCGUUACUGUCGAUGUGGAUUCAAAGCUCGGCCGAACGCUGGCGAGGCUCAUGCCCAGCGAUCCUGACGAUGACAGCUCCGAGCCAGCGCUCCCACUGCCUCCCCGUCCAUGCGCCGUCAAGCUCAACAUAGUCAUACAGGUUGUUGGGAGCAGGGGAGACGUACAACCAUUCGUUGCGCUGGGAACGGAGCUACAGAAGUACCACGGUCAUCGCGUGCGGCUGGCGACGCACGACGUGUUUGAGGACUUUGUACGCUCUUCGGGCUUGGAAUUCUACCCCAUCGGCGGUGACCCCGCUGAGCUUAUGGCGUUCAUCGUCAAGAACCCAGGCUUGAUUCCGAAUCUGAAAAGCCUGCGUGCUGGCGAGGUGCAGCGCAAACGUGCUAUCAUUGCCGAAAUGUUGGAAGGAUGUUGGAAGUCGUGCAUCGAGCCAGACACUCGUUCGAAUGCCCCCUUUGUCGCCGAUGCUAUCAUUGCAAAUCCCCCAAGCUUUGCUCACAUCCACUGUGCGCAGGCAUUGGGUGUGCCGCUUCAUCUGAUGUUCACCAUGCCGUGGAGCAGCACCAGAGCCUUUCCCCACCCGCUUGCAAACCUCAAGUUCUCCGCCGGCACAGACAUGAAGAUUGCCAACUAUGUGUCUUAUGGGAUUGUGGAAUUUCUGACGUGGCAAGGCUUGGGCGACAUCAUCAACCAUUGGAGAAGGCAUACUUUGCAGCUAGAAGCCGUACCGGCAACAGAAGGCCCACGCCUAGCCGAAACGUCCAAUAUACCUUUCACAUACUGUUGGUCUCCCGCAUUGGUUGCCAAACCCUCGGAUUGGCCAGCACACAUCGACGUGUGCGGCUUCUUCUUCCGUGAUCCGCCGGACUAUUCACCUCCACCUAAGCUUGACAAAUUCCUCCAAGCGGGACCUCCGCCUGUCUACAUUGGAUUUGGUAGCAUCGUCAUCGAAGACCCCGCGCAAACCACGGCAACCAUCCUACAGGCUGUGCGAGCAACUGGAGUUCGAGCUAUAAUAUCACGAGGAUGGAGCAAACUCGGCGAAGAGACUUCUUCAGAUCCGAACAUAUUCUAUCUUGGAGAUUGCCCGCACGAAUGGCUCUUUCAGCACGUUGCUGCAGUUGUUCACCACGGAGGGGCUGGAACAACAGCUUGCGGACUGUUGAACGGAAAGCCCACGACCAUUGUACCAUUCUUCGGAGAUCAACCAUUCUGGGGGCACAUGGUUGCUGUAAACGGUGCCGGACCGGAGCCUAUCCCAUACCGACACCUGAAUCCCGAGAAUCUUGCGGACGCUAUAUCAUUCUGUCUGACGGAGCAGGCGCUUGUUAACGCUCAACAGAUUGCGGACCAGAUGAGGCAAGAGUCAGGAGUGAAAGCUGCUGUGCAAUCUUUCCAUACGCAUCUACCCAAGGAUUUGGGCUGCGAUGUGUUGCCAGAUCGACCUGCCGUGUGGAAAUACAAAGAAGGCAAAAGAUCAAUAAAGCUCUCGAAAGAAGCUGCGGUAAGAUUGUCAGAAAAGGGAAAAGUGUCCCGUAAGAGCCUCAAACUACUUCAAACAAAACCCAUUUAUAUCGACAACCGCCGAUGGGAUCCACUUACUGCGGUCGGGUCUGCGUCUGUAUCUACCGCAGCCGGCAUGGCCGACGCAGCGGGUGGUGUCUUCUUAAAGCCAAUCAAGGAGUACAAGCGCGCGCGCUCGCGUUCUUCCAGCGCUCAGCCUCCCUCCAUAUCUUCAGCAUCAUCAAACCACGAUACCCCGGAAUCUUCCACAGCGAGUCUUGAUACCCUUCGUCCAUCCACGCUCUCUGGAAGAACUCUCUCCAGCACCUCGGCCGACCUGCGUCCCACAACCGCCCCUACCUCGCCUACCACGACGCCGCCAUCCGAAAAACAAGACAUCACAUCCUCAAACUCAUUACCUUUACCAUCAUCACGCCGCAACUCCACUUCCACGCAGAAAUCAGCACCACCGCCCACCAGCAGCAGCAGCAGCAGCGCACCAACCGACCAGCUCACCAGAACCAACAAUAACAACAACAACACCGCCGCCGCCAUGGCCUCGGCCUCCGCCCUCUCCCUCGGCAAAUUCUUCCUCACCGGCGCGCGGGGCGUCCUCGUCGACAUCCCCCUCGCCGCCGCCGAAGGCAUGCGCGCCGUGCCACGCUUAUACACCUCCACACCGACGUCCUCCGCCCGCGACGCCUACGGCCACGUCACGGACGUGCGGUCGGGCUUCGCCGUCGCGGGGCGCACCUUCGCGCACGGCGUGGCCGAGGGCUUCGGCGACAUCUUCGUCGAGACGUGGCGCGGCAAGCGCGAGGAAGGGGCUAAAGGCGUCGCGAAGGGGUUGGGCAAGGGCGUCGUGAGUUUGGGCAUGAAGACGGGGGCGGGUGUCGUGGGGGUGUUGGCGUAUCCGGGGUUGGGGGUGUGUAGGAGUGUGAGGAGUAUGGUGAAGAGUGAGGUGAGGAGGGGGGUUGAGAGUGCGAGGUGGGUGGAGGGGGAGUGGUUGGUUGCGGAGAGAGCGGCGGGGGAGGAGGGGAGAGGAGUGGUGGGUGGUGUGGAUGAGGUGGCGAGGGCGUGGGAGAGGGCGGUGAGGGGGAAGGGGAGGGAGGGCAGCUGA